Sinocyclocheilus rhinocerous is the source of this 993-nucleotide messenger RNA. RefSeq lists its product as uncharacterized. Lineage: Eukaryota; Metazoa; Chordata; Actinopteri; Cypriniformes; Cyprinidae. The record is from RefSeq and is a predicted model, not a curated record. The transcript is spliced from 5 exons. The coding region runs from base 85 to 714 and encodes 209 amino acids.
CUGGAAAGAAAGAAACACUACUCUUCUGGUGAUUUGCUAUGAGACAGCUUGGGUCGUUUGGAAGAAAAGUUGAAUUUAUCAGAGAUGUCCACUACGGUGUCCCCAAAAGUCCCCUCCGCCAGCUCCUCAGCGGACCAGCGGACAGUCGUCGUGGGUGCAUUUUGUUGUCUGGUGUUUUUCUUUAUGAUCGUGGUGCUGCUGUUGAUCCUGUACCGGAAGGUUCCUCUCUGCUGCAAAAUGAGGGUUUAUCAGGAAUCUCGUACUGACAUGGAAUCUCCUCCUCAGUACUACAACAGCAGACAGACUCUCGUAGCGUCAUCUGAUGCUGAGCAAACACAUGACACCGGUCUUGAUAACGUGAAUGCACGGUCGGGCUCGUUGUUCCUCAUUGGUGUCCCGAGCAGCUACUACCUUUCCUCACUGGAGCCUCCUCUUCCUCGUCUGCCCUCGUACGAGAGCGUCCGCAAGAAAGACCGACAGCGGCAGAUCCACAUGAUGAUAGCCGACCGCUUUGGCCUGAACGGACCUGUUGAGACAGAGCCGCCUCCCACAUAUGAGGAGAGCAUUCGUGAGUCCGUCCAGUCCAUUGACGUCCCGUUUGACAUCCUGGCACCCGAGGAGGAGCCGCCACACACACCGGUUACAGAUUUACCUGCAUAUGAAGAUCUACCUCAAAUCACAGACUCACAAGAUCCCAAUAACACUGUUAACUAAAGCGCAAGAAUGCAAACUGUCCAUAGCAGGAAAUCAACAGCUGUUGAGCUGUGACUACCCUGACGAGCAGCCGACGUGUGCGUGAAUCCGCUGUGCUUGCAAAAGACACCAAAAUAGGGUAGGACUUGACCUAUGCAAUAACUUGCACUAGCACAAUACGAGAGGAGAAGGAUGUUGCAUCACUACUGGAAAAAGGGAAGAGAAGAACAAGAAUAUGCAAGAGUUUAAGUUCUGUCUCUGUUAAAAAUGACAUGAAACUGCUACUAUAUAGAAUUAUAC